Gasterosteus aculeatus aculeatus (three-spined stickleback) is the source of this 4422-nucleotide messenger RNA. RefSeq names its product delta-type opioid receptor. Gene Ontology annotation, molecular function: neuropeptide binding; G protein-coupled enkephalin receptor activity. NCBI's taxonomy places the organism in Eukaryota, Metazoa, Chordata, Actinopteri, Perciformes, Gasterosteidae. The record is from RefSeq and is a predicted model, not a curated record. Gene Ontology annotation, biological process: G protein-coupled opioid receptor signaling pathway; neuropeptide signaling pathway. Gene Ontology annotation, cellular component: plasma membrane; neuron projection.
GGUGCGCGCGGAGCCGGAGCGCACAGAAACAUCUGGCCGCUGCUCGGGGGCCACCUCGUGCUCUUCUUUCUGGAACAGCCACAAUUAUUUCACGCACAUCUGGAGUGGAGCGCAUAGGAGAGGAGAGGAGGAGGGGAGUGAAACUCUUCUUCCACUUCUUCCACUUUCUUGCGUUCCUUCAAGUGACCGUUGUCAGCAGCACCGCGGCCGGAGCGGACAGCGCCGCCGCCUCGGCAGCAUGGAGCCGUACACCGUCUCUGGAGCUCAGCUCCACCUGUCCGACCUCUACUCCGUCAUCCCUUACAACGCCACCUUCCCGUACGAGGAGACGCGCGACCGGCUGCAGAACUGCACCGGGCCGCGGGGUCCGGCCGGGAGCACCGGGGGCCUGAUCACAGCGAUCUGCAUCACGGCUCUCUACUCCGUCAUCUGCGUGGUGGGACUUCUGGGCAACGUGCUCGUCAUGUACGGGGUGGUCAGAUACACCAAGAUGAAGACGGCCACAAAUAUCUACAUCUUCAACCUGGCUCUUGCCGACGCGCUCGCCACCAGCACGCUGCCCUUCCAGAGCGCCAAAUACCUCAUGAACACCUGGCCGUUUGGGGAAGUCCUGUGCAAGCUCAUUAUCGCCAUUGACUACUACAACAUGUUCACCAGCAUCUUCACCCUGACCAUGAUGAGCGUGGACCGCUACAUCGCCGUGUGCCACCCUAUCAUGGCGCUGGGGUUUCGGACGCCGGUCAAGGCGAAAAUGAUCAACGUGCUCAUCUGGGCCCUGUCCUCCGCGAUCGGGGUGCCCAUUAUGUUCAUGGCUAUGACCAAAGUGAAUGCUAAUGGUAAGACCAUGUGCAUACUGAAGUUCUCUGAGCCGGAGUGGUACUGGGACACUGUGACAAAGAUCUGCGUCUUCAUCUUUGCUUUUGUGGUUCCCGUGACGGUCAUCAGCAUAUGUUACAGCCUGAUGAUCCUGCGUCUGAAGAGCGUUCGUCUGCUCUCGGGCUCCAAGGAGAAAGACCGCAACAUGCGCCGCAUCACCCGCAUGGUCCUGGUGGUGGUGGCUGCCUUCAUCGUCUGCUGGACCCCCAUCCACAUCUUCAUUAUCGUGAAGACCAUGGUGGCGAUUGACACAAGGAACCCCUUUGUGAUAGCCAGCUGGCACCUGUGCAUCGCAUUGGGGUACACCAACAGUAGCCUCAACCCCCUCCUCUAUGCAUUUUUGGAUGAAAAUUUUAAGCGGUGCUUUAGGGAUUUUUGCCUCCCUUGUCGGACCCACAUGCAGCAGCACAGUCUGACAAAAGGGCGCAACAACACCAGGGAGCUGGUAUCCGUCUGCACUCCGACAGAGGCGGAGAAGAAGCCUGCAUGACUAGGCAUGGAAAGGGUCCCUCAAAGCUCUCGCUCUAGGAGGAUCCAGCAAGAUCUGCAAUCAGAGGUCACCCAGAUCUCUACAACAGAGUUUUAAAAAAGAGAAGAACGAGAAAGAAUUGUGCCGAUUGGUCUCAGGCAAUUUGGCUGAGUGAGCAUUCAAAGGGAAUAAAGGUGACAGAAAGAGAAUGUGUUCUUCUUUUAUCGAAUGUGACGCCUUGCAUUGUGACGUGGGUCGACAUCCCAAAGAGUAUGUUCAGAUAUGAGGAAGAACAAUGAAGCAGAAGAUCCGCAGCUCACCAUAAGUCGUCCCAAACGGACCAGGAAACAAAGGUUCAGAUCAUCAGAGAGUAUUGUGAUUAUCGUCACUGACUGGCUGGUUAAGGAAUUACAACAAAAGAUGGGAUUCUAAAAUCCAUUUUCAAUUUGAUGUUUUAACAAACAUUUGCCUAGAAUUGUCCCCAAUUCAAUUCAACAGAGCAGGACUGAAACCCACCGACAGCUGGAUGAAUUAGAGUAGCUUGUAACUAAGUCAACCAAUCUCUACAUCGAGAAAUCUCCAACAAAAAUGGACACUUGUUUAUUUAUUUGAUUCCCUUUAGACUCUGCUGCCAUUAACUGUUUCUAACAGGACAUUAAAUUACAAUCGAGCCCACUUGUUGAGGUUUUGCGCUCCGAUGGAAGGUUCCAGAAUGGCAUUGAACCGCUGAGGCGUGGAUUUCUAUGGAAGUCUUUUCUGCACAUCAAUUGACUUUUCGUGAGUGGUGUUAAGACUUGAGACGUUUGAGGAGAAACGCUAAAGAAUGCCACGGAAGAAUAAGGUUGGCAGCCUCAGCGCUUCGCUCCCUUUGUUUGUGUAUAGUUGUAUAGUAGUAGUUUAGCUAUUGAAAGUGAUCUGAAGUCAAUGAAUAACUCAAACUGAGCAUCUUCUUGCCAGAAAUGCCUGUCCUUCGGGUCAACAAACAGAUUGCUUCAAGGUGAAUUUUGAUCUGCAUUUAAAUGACCUUAGUGUGGCCAUUUAUUCAGGUUCAUUUAUUUACUGCAAACGAUGAUAAAUCAAAUUGGAGAUUAAUAGAUGGUGUGCAUUUAACGAUCAUUUGAACUUUGCAUGAUGUGUCAGAAGUGAAUAUGGAGUCCAAAUAGAAUAUGACAAUGAAGUAUGAAAAAUUGGUGUUGACAUGCAAAGGUGUCAAAAAAUGCCAUAGUUUUCAAUGGUGAAAUGUUGACUUAAUGUGUUCAAUUUUAAAGUGAUGUAAAUUAUGACAGAAGCACUUGUGAUUACCAAAUGUAAAAAAAAAUAGUCAAUGACUGAAUUUGCAGAUAACGUAAAGCUUUUGCUUUUGAGCAAAUUCGGUUUCAGCCACAGGGAAAAUGACUGAUGUUUUCUUGUGAUUCUGUAUGCCAUCUUAGAUCUUACUAUUUCCCCAUGGAGACAAUACAGGCAGACUAUUCAGUGAUUUACAUUUCUUGCGCCGUGAUGCAUUCCUGCAUACUUUCCUAUUUAAAGUGUACAGUAAAUACAAGCUUAGCUUUGAGAAAGUGCUGCAUCUGUCCGAUGUGGAGGAAAUCUCAAAGCCAGUAUUCAUUUUGCAAACUGAAAUCACAGUCAAUCAUAGAAAUGCGUAGGGUAAUUGUUCCAAAAAGUGAUGUGUUUACUUUUUGUAUCUCACUGCGUAGUAAGUUAGUAGUUAGUAGUUGCGUAGUUUUCCUUAAGUAACAACAAUUCGGUUUGUUGUAUGCGGUUUGUUACAUUAAAUAUCACUGCGUUUUCCUCUGCGUGGCAGAGUCAAAAAGAACCUUUUAAUAUAAUAUUUUACCGCCUCAUUUCACCAAGUGCCAAUAACAAGGAAAACAGAGGUAUCCAAUUGGUAGAGAUCAAUGCUGGUCAAUCAACGUUGAACCAAUGGCAAUGGAGAGCUCAAGCUAUACAAUCAAGUCCGGUCCACACCUUGAAUUAAACCCUACCUGUAAUUUCACCUUCCGGUGAUUUCUGUCUGUAGCAAACUACAACAGCCAAUUUUACUGUAUGGUCAUUGUUAUUGGUUACGAAGGUAUUUAUCAGCAGAUGAGAUCACUUUGAUUUACAAUUAUUUAAAAGAAAAACAUUCCAGAUUCUUGACAAAUAAUUAAAAACUCAAUAACGAGAUCUCAUCAUGAAUCAAAAAAUUAAAUUAAAGUGAAAGAAGUUGAAAUAAAUCACAUUGGGUAUUUUUUUGGUUCAGAUCCUAAAUGUUCUAAAUAAUGUCUAAUAUGUCUAAUAAAUAAUAAAUGUCUUUUUGUUAUAAAUACGUUUCUCCCAUCUGUAUCUGUACAUCUGCUGACCCCCUGACUGGGCCACACCUUCUGACCGCUUGUGCACGGCCCAAGAGGGUUUGGUGGGGGCAGCGAGCUGUUGGCAGGGGAGCCGUGGACUACAGAACAGUAUCCACCGGGAUGAAAUGCAAUAGGAUUUAUUGACCAUUCCAUAUUUUUUUCCUGAUAGUCCAUUAAUUAGUUAUCGGUUAGCUUAUAAAAGUAGCUACGAGGGUCAUAAAGCCAAUGUCGGUUGCUAAACAUCUGUGUGUACAGCAGGUUUGUGGUGUGUUAUGUUAAUGGUCCGUAGCUAAUUUGGUUAAACGUCUGAAUGUUUAUUAAUCUGAGAUUUUAGGAGGUGAGCAGAUAGUCAGAUGUCACUAAUGUUCCUAUUGAUUGUCAGUCUGAUUGUUUGUAGAGAUUAAUUGAUUGCUUAUUUAAUCUUCUGCCGCCACUCAGUUUUGUGCAUUUGUAAUUUUCCAUUCAUUGUUUUCAUUAUAUAUUUUAUUUCAUUUUUGUAUUUGAUGUAAAGCGGAAUAAAGCUUGUGUGAAUGUAAAAAAACUGUAGGUUUAUGUAAAAUGCCACUGUGUUGUUUAAUCGCUGACUGCAGUACAAUGUGUAAAGCAAUUGUGCUAAUCAUACAUUUUAAGCUUCUUCUGGUGAAUCUGUUAUAUAAAAAUGUCUAAUGCCGCAGCUGUGCUUCAAGCCUGACGUUAAUUGUUGGCAAAAAAUAAACAAAAUUAAAUAAAGUCCAGAGAAAACUG